This is a messenger RNA of Panonychus citri (citrus red mite), 2733 nucleotides long. It is a transcript of the gene Cog4, whose product is annotated as conserved oligomeric Golgi complex subunit 4-like. Lineage: Eukaryota; Metazoa; Arthropoda; Arachnida; Trombidiformes; Tetranychidae. Bases 223 to 2559 code for a protein of 778 amino acids. The record is from RefSeq and is a predicted model, not a curated record. The transcript has 2 exons.
GGUUUAGUUUUCAACAUCACUCAUGACUUAUUUUUUCGCAAUUAAAUCAAUAUUUUCUUUAUUUUAUUUUUCAUCCAAUUAAUUACCAAAAAUUCUAAUUUAUAGAAUGGUUUCUAUGGAACCAGUAAAAACUCAGAUGCAAACAGUUUUGUCAUCACCUGUUUUCCUUUGAUUGUUUACUUUUUAUUUGUGUUUUGGUUUCAAUCCUUUUCAACCAAUCUGAUGGCUAAUUUUAUCUCUUAUGAGGCAAUAAUUGAAGCUCAUAAAAGUGUUUGUGAUGAAGAACGUGCCCUGGAAGCUGAGAUCAAGCAAAUGCUGGAAAAUGAUGCUAAAUUCACCGAGGAGAUGAAAAAAAUAAGUGAAAAAAUCCCCAUUCUUGAAACGUUACCAGUUGAUUGUAAACAAUUAUCAGAGAAUAUACAUUCAACCUCUGAUCGUGCUUCUGAUGUGAGUUUUAAAAUAAAACAAUUGGAUUCGGUUAAAACUCGGGUCAGUCAAUGUUUACAAAGGGUCGGUGAUAUUCUGGACCUGAAAUAUUGUACACAAAAUAUUGAGGAAGCUUUGAACAAUGAAGACUAUGAAGUCGCUGCUGCAAAUAUCCAUAGGUUCUUGUCAAUCGAUGAAUCUGCCAUUCGGAAUUCAACCAAUGGAACAAUUAAUGGUCAAGUUCUUGGAGGAUCUUCAUUGGAAGAAGCAUUUGUCAAAUUACAUGAAGCUGAAGAUAAAUUGAAAACUCUGGUGACCAGGAAAUUUGAUGAAGCGGUUAGAGAAAGUGACAGUGCAAGUGUUGAGAGAUUUUUCAAAAUCUUCCCUUUGCUUAAGCAGAAAGAUAAUGGAUUAAGAAAAUUUUCCAAUUAUUUGUGUUUACAAAUGAAUCCAAUGGACACUAUCAAUUCAUCAGGUGGUUUCGCUGGUGGGGAUUCAGUUGUUUCCGAUCAUAUUGGCCAGUUAACUAAUCUAUUUGAAAGUAUUGCCAAGAUGAUUGAUGCUCACACUCCACUUUUCGAGACCUACUAUGGACCUGGAAAUUUAAUUUAUUGUGUUGAAGUUUUACAGAGAGAGUGCGAUCUUCAAUCGAAGAAAAUUUUGGAAGAUUUUGUUGACAAGAGGAAUUUGAACAGUACAGUAUCGUCGAUAAAUAAGUCGAGUAAAAUUUCAUCCACUGGUAAUUCUGUGAAUAAAGUUGAUCCAAGAGAAAUUGUUGCAAUUCUUAACGAUCUGAUGAAGGUUAAUUCACGAAGUGAAACCUAUUUUAAGUUUAUUCGUGAACGAACAAAGAAAGACAUUAACUCUUCAGUCAAUGAGGACGACGAAAGGUUGACAGUUGACGAGAAGCUGAAAAAAGUGGACGAUUUGAUUCGCAAUUGUUCAUUAAGUCGAAUGAUUCAAGAGCUAAAUGGCGCCUAUGUGUUACUCGAAGAGUAUUUUGCUCGAGAAUCUUGUCUCAAAGCGAUUCAGGCUGAUGACAUUGAAACAAGUGCUACACCCACACUAACACAAGGAUCUUUAACCUCGAGCAUGUUGGAUGAUAUUUUUUUCAUCGUUAAACAAUCAAUCACUCGAGCACUGACCAGUGGAAAUCUUGACGUUCUUUGUGCGACCCUCAAUAACACUGUUUCCAUAUUGGAAUCAUCUUUUUGUGACUCGUUUUCCGAAAGAGUUAAACAUGGAUUCCCAAAUAUUGGCUCAAUUAGUGGAGCACUUGGUUCACUCGAUCUAAGUCAAGCUUAUAAUGCAAUUCAAACGGGACGUUACCUUCAAACCGUUGGGGACAUUGAAAAAGCAAAGGUCAUUUUCCUAUGCUCGUUGAAUAAUCUGGACACUGCUUGUGAUUAUAUUAGAAGCUUAAAAACAACUGUUAAGGAUCAAGUGGUCAAAUCGUCGAUAAUCGUUGAUGAGCCUGUUCAAAAGGAGAAACUCGAAAGUUGUUUAAAUGAUUUAUUUGGAUUAAUCGCCAAAUUUCAAUCUCUCAUCAAUUCGGGAUGUCAUCAAAUCUUUGCUAGUCUGGUCAAGGGUCGAAUCAAAUCUUGGCUCGACUCAUUUAACAGCGAGUCUCAUUUACUUUCCGAUGAUGAUAUCGUUAGAUUUGAAAUCACUGAUGGUCUAAGGCCUUACACUCAAACAUUCAUGGUUAAUCUGGAUUCCAUUUUGAAAAGCAUGAAAUCUGCUCUAACCAGUAACAAUUAUAAAACUCUGAUUAAUAUUCUAUCCACUGAGUUAUCUCAACGUCUUGAAAACGCAGCUCUCAAGUGUACAUUCAAUAAGCUCGGUGGUUAUCAACUCGAUCGUGAAAUAAGAGCAAUAAUCAAUUAUAUAUCGUCCAUUACCAAUUGGCCUAUUAGAGAUAAAUUUUCACGACUAAAACAAAUUGCAAUUGUAUUGAAUUUCGAGUCAAUCAAUGAGGUUCUCGAGUAUUUCAACUUGAAUGCCGAUGGUUCUCGGAACAACUCAUCGUCCAGUGGAAUGGUCACUUUAUGGUUAACACCUAAUGAAGUGAGACAGAUCCUCAGGUUGCGAGUUGAUUUUGCACCGGAAGAUAUAAGGAAAAUUAAGAUCUAAUCAUGAGAAGAAUGGAAAACAACAACAAUUAAGAAAUUGAAUAUAAAUAUAUUAAUUUGGGGAAAACAUAAUUUUUAUAUACAUUUGUAAAUUGUUUCUUUUCGGUAUCAGCAAUGGUUCAUUUAUACAUUUUCUUUGAGAAUAAUAAUAAAUUUAAAUUGUUCCCAAUCACAA